UGCUGGUCUGCUGGUGCAUUUUUCCAUUUUGUCCAUUUUCAAUAUUGGAAUAAAACAAUAGCAAUACAAAUGUACCUUACAAAACAACUUGAAGAAAAAAUGGACAAGCAAUUCGGUUACAUUGCUCACUCCAAAGAUGAAACACAUCCUUAGGAAAAAAAAAAAAACCUCUUCCCUACUUUGGCAACAAGUGAUUAUACUGUUGCCAAAGAUUAUAGGCUGAUUUCUCAUGCAGAUCCUCUUUGCUUAUCUUCUUGACCCAUUGUGUGUCCGCCCUGGAGGGCUAUAUAACCAUAGCUGCAGUAUCACCUGUACUUAGCUGCCUCGACAGUACUCCAGGGUUAACCCACUCUGCCAAGCCAAAUCCUAACUUGCAAAAAUGGAGAACGGCACGGAGGGCAAGAACUUCUAUGUUCCCAUGAACAACAGGACGGGGCUUGUGAGGAGUCCUUUUCACUAUACACAAUAUUAUCUGGCAGAUCCAUGGUUUUUUAAACUUCUGGCUUUCUACAUGUUUUUCCUGAUCUGCACUGGCUUCCCCAUCAACGCUCUGACUCUGGUGGUCACAGCUCAGAACAAGAAACUGCGGCAACCUCUCAACUUUAUCCUGGUCAACCUGGCUGUGGCUGGACUGAUCAUGGUCACCUUUGGGUUCACAGUUUGCUUUUAUAGUUCCCUCAUGGGCUAUUUCUCCAUGGGAACCCUGGGCUGUACUAUUGAAGGAUUCAUGUCUACAAUUGGAGGUCAAGUUUCUCUCUGGUCUCUUGUGGUUCUAGCUAUUGAGAGAUACAUUGUGGUCUGCAAACCCAUGGGUAGUUUCAAAUUUACAGCCACCCACGCUUCAGCAGGAUGUGCAUUCACCUGGAUCAUGGCUAUGUCUUGUGCUGUUCCUCCUCUAGUUGGCUGGUCAAGGUACAUUCCUGAGGGUAUUCAGGUUUCCUGUGGACCCGACUACUACACUCUGGCCCCAGGCUACAACAACGAAUCCUUCGUCAUGUACAUGUUCACCUGCCACUUCUGCGUCCCUGUCUCCACCAUCUUCUUCACUUAUGGAAACUUAGUGUGCACAGUGAAGGCGGCUGCAGCACAGCAGCAGGACUCAGUAUCUACCCAGAAGGCUGAAAAGGAAGUGACACGUAUGUGUGUCCUGAUGGUGUUGGGAUUCUUGUUGGCCUGGACUCCAUACGCCAGCUUUGCUGCAUGGAUCUUCUUCAAUAGGGGAGCUGCAUUCUCAGCUACAGCCAUGGCUAUCCCUGCUUUCUUCUCAAAGAGCUCAGCAUUGUUCAACCCAGUCAUCUAUGUGUUGAUGAACAAACAGUUCCGUAACUGCAUGCUGUCCACUAUUGGGAUGGGCGGCAUGGUGGAGGAUGAGACCUCAGUAUCAACUAGCAAGACAGAAGUGUCCACUGCAUCUUAAAUAUGGAGACAUUUUCAUAUACCUGGACAUUUUACUUUCUUUCCUUUCUUCCUUUCUUUUUCUCUGUUUCCUAAGCAAAGACGAAUCUCAACAACUCUAAAGGAUUUUUUCACAUGGACCAAAAACAUUUGAACACAGUGUUAUCAGUUGGUUAUAUACAGAAGUGACUCCAAGAAAUACUGCAGGAUAUUACAAGUCACCUAAAAACCUUUCACACUGUACAGUAUGUGGAGAGUGCAUCACAUGCAAAGCACCAGUUUUCUCUUAUGAUGACCAGGGCCAUUUCUUGUUCAUGUUACAUAAAGUGGAGCAUUAUUUCAAGAAGUUCUGCGGUUAAAUCACAGGUACCAUCAUCAUGACUUCUCACAACAGUGAAAAGCUUGAAUGUGCUGUGAUAUCUGGCAAGCUAUCUGUCCAGUUAGCCCCAUUAGUGACAGGAUUUAAAAAAAAAAAAAUUCAACCAUCAUCAUCUUCAUAAAAAAUGUACCAGCAAUUGUUUUGCUCUGCUUCAUAGAAUCUUUAUUUUGUGAGGGCCAGAAUUGAUUUUCUUGGCUGAUUGUACAUAUAUUUUAUAAAUACAUAUGGCAUUAUA
Molecule: messenger RNA, 2009 nt
Organism: Thunnus maccoyii (southern bluefin tuna)
Lineage: Eukaryota; Metazoa; Chordata; Actinopteri; Scombriformes; Scombridae
Product: green-sensitive opsin
Exons: 5
Coding region: 380-1417 (345 amino acids)
Biological process (GO): G protein-coupled receptor signaling pathway; phototransduction; visual perception
Cellular component (GO): membrane; photoreceptor outer segment
Molecular function (GO): G protein-coupled receptor activity
Source: RefSeq, a predicted model, not a curated record